Bursaphelenchus okinawaensis is the source of this 969-nucleotide messenger RNA. Lineage: Eukaryota; Metazoa; Nematoda; Chromadorea; Rhabditida; Aphelenchoididae. The record is from the annotation of a GenBank genome assembly.
AUGUUUGUGGAUGUCUUCAGACAUGCGGACUACAAUCCACGAGAGCUACAGACUUUGAAGAAGGGUAAGGCGAUAAAAAGUGGCAUUGAAGGUUGAAAAAAGAGUAAAAUUUAACGCUUCGAAUGCUAUAAGCCUAUGGCAUUUCAGGAAUUAUGGCAGGCUCAAGUUGCCCACCUCCACUCUGCGAUCGACUGGUAAAAGAACUCGGCAUGUACGACUUUGGAAUCGGCUACGGAUCUACAGAACUGUCUCCGUUGACAACGUUCUCAAGGCUCAGCGAACCUCCGAUGGAACGCAUCAACAGUGUUGGCUACGCCUUCUACCACACUGAAGUGUGUGUGGUCGAUAAGAACGGUCAGGUGGUCGAAAGAGGAGAGAAGGGCGAAGUGUGCUCUCGAGGUGCCAAUGUUAUGAAAGGCUACUGGAACGACGAGAAGGAGACUAAACAGUCCAUUGAUCAGGACGGGUGGUAUCAUACUGGGUGAGUGAUAACAGAGAUCAGAGUUCUACUGUAGGGGGAGGGUUUUAAAAUAGGUUAAAAUACGCUGGUAUUAAUAAUAAUUAAGUAUGGUUAACUUGAGAUAAUUACAGAGAUGUAGGUAUCAUGCAUUCGAAUGGAAGUCUGGAGAUUUGUGGUCGUAUCACGGAUGGCAUCAUCAGAGGUGGAGAGAACAUAUACCCAGCUGAGGUCGAGGCGUACUUGUUCAAGCAUCCUGAUAUCAGUACUGUUCAGGUAACUAGCUUUUUAUUUUUAAUCUUAUUUUAAUAGUAUAUAAAGUGGAGUUAUUAUUAAAUCAAUUCUAUUAAUGUUAUGUUAAAGAAUAAGUAACCCUAUCUUCAAAAAAAUUUGAAAUUUCAGGGGAGGGGGUACCCCCCCCCCUCCCCUUCCCCCAAACGACGUCCCUGAUGCUCAUUAAUAUAUAGGAAUUGACAGUUUAUUAUGGUCGACUACAAACAAGAACGGUAUAG